Messenger RNA from Empidonax traillii (willow flycatcher), 700 nucleotides. RefSeq names its product brain-enriched guanylate kinase-associated protein-like. Lineage: Eukaryota; Metazoa; Chordata; Aves; Passeriformes; Tyrannidae. The transcript is spliced from 7 exons. The record is from RefSeq and is a predicted model, not a curated record. Gene Ontology annotation, cellular component: synapse. Bases 185 to 700 code for a protein of 171 amino acids.
GCUGUAACUGUUGAAGCAGCAUGCACCUAAUAAGCUACUUCUAAAUCUGGCACCAUCAUUUCAGUCUGUGGACUAGCAGAACAGAUCCUGCAGAAUCCUUCUCAACACGGCUACAAAAACGGUACAGCGUGUGAAGAAGAGCUCAUGGAGCAGCUGGCUAAAGCAGAAACUGAGCAAGAAAAAGAUGAUGUUGGCAGAGGAUAGGAAGCAUUUUGAGGACUCAUUCACAGUCCAGGCCUCUGCAGCAGAAAUGGAGAAAAUAAGGGUACGAAAUUCCUGGGUGCCAACCUGCCUAUGGCAACCUAGAAUUCUCCAGGGCAGGCUCGCAAAAUCUUCACCUACUCUUUGGGACAGUACCUUGCAAGAACAGAAGGGGGAAUUACGAAAGCGUCUAUCGUACACUACCCAUAAGCUGGAAAUGCUUGAAACGGAAUUUGAUUCUACACGUCAGUACCUUGAAAUAGAAUUGAGACGUGCUCAGGAGGAACUUGAAAAAGUAACUGAAAAGCUGAGAAGGCAGGUGAUUACUCCCCUGAAGACAUAUCAUAAUGGAAGCCAAAAAUAUGUUACGAGGAUACAAAACAAUUACCUUGCCUUACAAAGAAUUAAUCAGGAUCUGGAGGAUAAACUUUACAGAAUGGUAAGUUAUCAUAACUGGCCUUUUGUAAUAUAUUAUGGUUUUACAAUUCUUAUGUCAUAG